AACUUGGUAAUAUCACAGUAAUAUCGCUACUCAGAACUCGUAGCGGUCGGGGCCGGCGAGGUGUUUACAACGGAAUUGAGUCGGGGUUAAAAUGUUAAAGUAUGAACGCACUUAAGUGUAUUUAUUGUUCAUUUGGGCUUCAUUUACGUUCGCGUAAAUUUGGUAAAUUAACAGCAGAAAACAGGAACGUUUCUGAUAAGUUUUGGAGGCAAAGUCUCUCAGGGCAUAACCUACUAAACCACCGUAACGUUAAUGGACUUGCAUCAAACACACAUGAAGCAUCUUCUGCCGACGUUGAAUCUCACUCCGGAAUUAUGACGAAGGCAAAGAAAGCUUUUACAGACAUUAGCGAAGGGCCUAAUCUAAAAGAUUUCAUAAGAUCAGGUUGUGACUCAUACGUGGUUGAGGUUGACGAUAUCCCUUAUUUAAAACAAAGUUUUGGGAACAAUAGAAAAGUUUUCUUUGAGAUUUAUGGAUGUCAAAUGAAUGUCAACGACACAGAAAUAAUUUGGUCGAUUCUCAAACAAGCUGGAUUCCAGAAGAUCGACAAUGUACAAGAGGCAGAUGUUAUUUUGAUUGUGACUUGCGCCAUUCGAGAUGGCGCGGAACAAAAAAUAUGGCAUAAACUGGAACACUUGAAGGGAUUGAAACGGUCACGAACACAGAAAAACAAAGCACCAUUGAAAGUUGGUCUGUUAGGAUGCAUGGCUGAGCGAUUGAAGCAUAAAAUUUUUGAAAUGGAUCAAACAGUAGAUCUCAUAGCGGGUCCGGACAGCUACAAAGAUUUACCUCGACUUCUGAGUAUAGUAGAAAAAAACGACACAGCAGUCAAUGUGAUUUUGUCUUGGGACGAAACCUAUGCCGAUGUAAGGCCAGUCCGACUUAAUCAAGAUGCUGUCACUGCCUUUGUUUCGAUUAUGCGAGGGUGCGACAACAUGUGUUCAUAUUGCGUAGUUCCGUUUACACGUGGUAGAGAGAGAUCUCGACCGAUCGAAAGUAUAUUAAAUGAAAUUUCUCACUUAUCCGACCAGGGUGUCAAAGAAGUAACUCUGCUGGGGCAGAAUGUGAACAGUUAUCGUGAUUUAUCGGAAUCAAAGUUUACAAUGGGUGGAAAUGAAUCUAGCACUAAAUUGUCGGAGGGUUUUAAAACCGUUUAUAAAACAAAAACUGGUGGCUUGAGAUUCGCCGAUCUUUUAGACAAAGUUUCUCGCAUCAAUCCGGAAAUGAGGAUCAGAUUUACAUCGCCACAUCCAAAAGAUUUUCCAGACGAAGUCUUGCGGCUUAUAGCAGAAAGGCCCAACAUAUGCCGUAGUAUACACCUACCUGCGCAAAGCGGCAGUUCAAAAGUAUUGGAUAGAAUGAGGCGAGGUUAUACCAGAGAGGCUUAUCUUACUCUUGUCGAUAAGAUACGAGAUAUAUUGCCAGGUGUCACUUUAUCGAGUGAUUUUAUUUGUGGUUUUUGCGGUGAAACUGAAGAGGAGUUUGCCGAUACCAUUUCACUGAUGCGAAUCGUUAAAUACAAUAUCGGGUAUUUAUUCGCCUACAGCAUGAGAGAAAAAACCACCGCACAUCGGCGAUAUCAGGACGACGUUGAACAGACGGUGAAAAUGAGCAGACUUCGUGAAAUGAUUCAGGUGUACCGAAAAGAAGCAGAGAAAUUAAAUCAUGCGGAGAUAGGUCAAUAUCAUCUGGUGCUCGUCGAAGGGAGAAGUAAAAAAUCCGAGUUCUACUUGGAAGGUAGAACCGAUGGAAACAUCAAAGUCAUCAUUCCUGCCGGAGAGAUAGAGGAUAGCGGAUCUUCGAACGAAACUCGUAUUAUCAAGCCAGGCGACUACGUGCUCGUACAAAUACUGAACGGUAAUUCACAGGUACUCAAAGGGAUUCCACUCCAUCAUUCGUCAAUUACUCAAAGCACUGUGAAUGAAAACCGCCGAAAAAAUACAAUGUAUGAUCGCUCAUAAACAGAAAUGUUGAUUGAUUAUAAAUUAUUAGGAUUGUAAUUAGGUAUCAGUUUGUCAAACAUUGUACAUACAUAUAUGUAGAUAUGAAAAAGAAUAGAUCUAUAUAAUCAUCCGUAAAAAAUAAAUAAUCUUUUAUUAAACAA
This is a messenger RNA of Athalia rosae (coleseed sawfly), 2104 nucleotides long. Its product is annotated as mitochondrial tRNA methylthiotransferase CDK5RAP1. Gene Ontology annotation, cellular component: mitochondrion; cytosol. Gene Ontology annotation, biological process: tRNA modification; negative regulation of cyclin-dependent protein serine/threonine kinase activity. The transcript is spliced from 7 exons. NCBI's taxonomy places the organism in Eukaryota, Metazoa, Arthropoda, Insecta, Hymenoptera, Athaliidae. Gene Ontology annotation, molecular function: tRNA-2-methylthio-N(6)-dimethylallyladenosine(37) synthase activity; 4 iron, 4 sulfur cluster binding. The record is from RefSeq and is a predicted model, not a curated record. Bases 102 to 1961 code for a protein of 619 amino acids.